UCAGACCAGGUUGGAAGACAGGGACCUUCGCAGCUCAAGUCCAAGGACUUGGGUCAUUCUUCAGGGUCUCACUAUGUAGUUCAGGUUGGCCAUGAACUCAUGAUGGCCUCAAACUCAUGGCGAUUCUGCUGCCUCAGGCUUCUGAGCCUUGAAUUAUAGAUGUGUGCCACCAAACCCAACAACAGUAUGCUUUAAUUCUUCCUUCGCACACAGGAUAGGAGAGCAACAAUACUCUUCUGAUUGACGGAAGCUCUUGCAAGUAUUUUAUCUCUUGGGAAGACAGAUAUUAAUUACACUAUUACCUGAUAAAUAAACUCUCUAGUGAAAGACAACAGAUCAGCAUCCCAGAGCAAGGGAUGGGAGGUUGUUUCAAAAUUCAUGGCAAUCAUUUCUAAAGGCCGGGAGUCUUACCAAACUCCUUUGUUUAAAAACCUUUUUAAAGAUCUAUUUUCACAGAGAACAUAUCCAUUUGGUUAAAGUUAUGAAUAUUCACAUGUCUGUAUUGCCCAGCAGAACAAGAUGCGCUAUGCUUGUGAAAGCUCUCAAUUUAAGAACUUAGGAAAUCAGGUUUGAUGAACUAGUUUGAUGGAUGCAGAACAUCUCUUUUUCCUCCACAGCUGCAAGGCAGUAUCGACAGCACCUCUUUUUUUAGACUUCUUUUGUUAAUGAGGAACAUUUGCAGUUUCUAGGCCAGGCUCAUCUUCCAAUUUCAUUUCUUGAAUUUCAUUUGAGUUUGGGGUCAGAAAUUUGAAUUUCAUUUGAGUUUGGGGUCAGAAAUUUGAAUUUCCUAUUAAGGAAAAUUUUCCUUAACAGGAAAAAGUAUGCACAUGGGUUUCUCUCUGUCUCUCUCUCCUUCUCUCUCUGGGUCUGAAUUGGCACACCAAUUCAAAAUGGAGUGUCGUUGUGCAGACAGGCCCCAGAAAACUAGCUCUUCUCCUUCCCAGGCAAACUCAGGGUGCUUUAGGGUGCUCUGCCCUGGCUGGCAGGAUGAGGGAGAUGAGGUCAGUUUUGGCAAGCACACCUGACAGGCAGAUGCAGGACAGGCUGAGAAUACAGGUGGGAUAAUGAACUGUGACAGCCGUGAAGUUGAAGCAGCACCCUUAGGCUGCCCCUCUCUCCUUUACACUGGGCUUCUUGGGACCAGUUCAGAGCAUGUGUGGGAGGGGUUGCAGCGUGACCGAGAGCUCUCAAAACUGGUCUUUCUCCCUCAGGUUGCUUACAGGAGAUGAAUCCAACUACCAGCAGGUGCUUUGAGGAGCCAGGAAAUUCAGUGUUCAAGGUGAAAGGGUCAAAGGGAUCUGGGCAAGGCCUCUCUCUGGUUGGGGACGGGUUUGCCUGGGGACAGGCUGCUGGUGUGAGGUGGGGCUGCCUCCUGCACCAAGUGGAAGAAGGCCCAUCACUGAGCAACUUUAACAACACAUAAAAUGGCCUCGACAAAUUCAGAAAUCAGGCAAGUGGGCCACUGAGGUGUCUUACCCCCUGCGUCCCCUACCCCACUGGGCCAGGGGCCUUUCCACAGGCACUAGGAGCAAGACUGGACCCACGGUGCUCUCUCUCUCUUCCCAGGACCUGGUCCAGAGAGAACAGAAGAGCCAAGCAGAGGCUAUGAUCCAAGGGUCAGCAACACCUAGAAGCCCAGAGGGAAGAAAGCUCAAUCAGGAAGCCCCAGGGCCCUCUAGUUUGGCUUCCCAGGGCCUGUUAGCACCCCAAUAUCCAACCAAGGGGUUGGGCUUGGGCCUGGAGGGAGAGAGAGCAGAACCUCAAAAACUGCUGCUGCUGUUGGACUCUCCACAGUGUCUAGGAGAGGCAGUCCCUGGGGGUGAGGGGGCGGAGGCUGCCCAAAGGGAGAACAAAGUAGUCCCUCCCAGUCAGGGAGAAAAGUCACCUCAGAGUCAGAGAGAAGAGGCACCCCAGGGAGAGAGCACUGAAGGUCCUCAAACAGGAAACAGUCCCAUGUGCCUGCAAGAGAGGGAUCCUCAGGGUCAGGAUAUGAAAACCUGGAAGUCGUGGGAAGGAUACAUCACACCAGCCUGGGAGGUGGCUCAGAGGGCAGCAACCGCCCAGCUCUUGGAGGAAGGCAGCCCCCUGGGCCAGUGGAGGGACAUCCCUAUGUCGGUGGGAGAACAGAGCCCCCCGAGUUUGGAAAGGGGGAACCCAGGCCCUAGGGGAAGGGCCACUCAGGGGAAGUGGGACAAAACCGAGGGCAAGUGUCAUGAGUUGGCUGUGCCAACGCUGGGGGCCCCCAGGGAGGAGGCUUGGGCUCCCCUCCAGGGUCUAGGAGCCGGAAUGCCGGCGACACGGGGCACUGUGAGCGCUGGGCGGCCCGAGCUCCCUUUGGCCGUGCCUGUGCCAGGAGGCAGCAGCGGCCCGGCGCACCGGACAGUGGGGGAAGCGAGUUUCCCCGGUGCACUCGGGGAACGGAGGGGCGGCUCUGGGGGCCUCCCCACCUCGAAAGCCGCAUGGCCUGCGCCCCCGGGACUGAGCCCGGAGCAGCAAGAGUCAGCUCUGCAGCGACUGCUGGAGCUGCACGGCGCGGCUCGGAGGCGGCGGUGGCGGGAUCGUGAGCAGCAGCGGCUCCGGGUGCUGGAGCGACUCCGCAUUGCCGGGAACCGUCACUGCCGGGUCCACCCUCUGGGACUCCCUUCAGGCCCCGCACACCUCCAGACUCAGGAGGACGCCGCCGAAUGGCGACGCGCACUGCGGGAGCGGCUGGACCAAGUGUACCAGGAGAGGACCGGACGGCUUCGGACCCUUGGGGCCAGGAACACCCAUAACUUCCAGGAGCUGCUGUGGACCCCAGAUGCUGAAGACCCUGUGCCUGGAGAAUAGCCCCCACACUUCCCAGCCCCCUCUAGUCAUUGCUGGGUACCCAAAGAGAUGAUGCAAGAAGAAAGCAUUAAGGAAAAAGAAGUCAGAGGUCAGUCCUGGAAGACCCUGAAAACAGCCUCGGAGCCCAGACAGCAGACAACAUGCACAACGUCUCUGCAGCAAGAGGCCUGUUAUUUCUUCCUCCCUCCUGUAACCCGCUGCCAGGCCGGGGAUCAAAGGGCCAGGUCCCGGGGGUCCAGCAACGCAAAGACCCCAUUCUUGCGGAAGAAAGACUCGAUACGGCACAUCUUGCAGGAGACCAGUUCUUGCUUCACUGGGGGGCCUGGGAAAAGAUAAGUGAGCAGCAAUAGGUUCCCAGGGAAGACACUCACCCUAGGAGCCCUGUCUGUCUGUAUGGUCUUCUUGUAUCCACUUAGUAUGAAAAAAUAAAAAGAGCUUUUGAGGAGUGGGAGCUACAGGCAAA
Cavia porcellus (domestic guinea pig) is the source of this 3292-nucleotide messenger RNA. Its product is annotated as collagen alpha-1(II) chain-like. The record is from RefSeq and is a predicted model, not a curated record. Lineage: Eukaryota; Metazoa; Chordata; Mammalia; Rodentia; Caviidae. Bases 1606 to 2829 code for a protein of 407 amino acids. The transcript has 4 exons.